AUGGAGAAGGAGGAGGCAUUUCUUGCCCGUGUCGCCGUGAAUCACCUGUUCCUCUCCCAGUUCGAAGCCCUAAGAGCCUCGAUCCUGAGCCUACGGAAACGCAACCCUGGACUCGCCCUCGCGUUCCUUCGAACCAUCGUAGCCGAUGGUGGGAGGUUCGAUGGCGUUCUCUGGUCCGGCACCUGUAGCUCCCCCUCUCAUCUGGCCUGGCUUGCCGCCCUCGAGGUCCUCGAUUUCCGGAACAUCGCUUCCGUCUGGAGCUUCGACCCUGAUCUUCUCCGCCUCAAGGUCGAGCUUCUCCUCUUGGUCCAGCUGGUUAUCUCCAGGGUUUCGGAUGCAGAGGGCGUGGGCGGAGAAGCUUAUGUGAAUGUUUUGAAUCGGGUGCUGGAUCUAGGGUUGAGGAUUUUGAGGAGCUAUGUGAUGGACGAUAUUGGGGACGAUGAUGAGAUUCCUUUGAUCAUGGAUGAUGAAUUGGGAUCACUCUGGACAGUUUUUCUUGAACAUGCUGAUGUUUUUGAUGAGAUUUGUGCCAAUAUUCAAAGGCAAACCCAAUGGUUUGAGACACCGGAUUCCUCAGGCUUGGCGAUCAGCCUGAGAACGGAGGCCAAAGGAAGCUCGAAUUCCUCCGCUAAAGAGUUGGAAGCUCUAUCAGGGAUGCAGAAACAUGUACAGCUGGCGCAUUUGGAUGCUUUCAAGAAAUGUUUGAGUUCUGAGAACAUGGAUGAAGCCCUUUUGCAUCUUCGGUUUUUUCAUCUGGAUCAUGGAGUUGAGGAGACUGAGUACAAGAUGGCUGUGGAGGAUCUCAUCGGGAUGGCAUGGCCACAAAUUGAUAGUUAUGGAGAAGCAUGGCUUGUUUCACGAAAUAAAAUGCUAAUGAUUUUCACUGAAGCCCUUUCAUCGGACUGCCUUCAGCUAGCACAGACAGUUCAGGUUAUCCAAGAUGAGUUGCUUUCUAAUGAAGUUGAAAAGCAUCGAGCUUCUAAUGCUGGCUCCAUCCCAUUUCCUAUUCAGAAGUACUUGAUAACAUUAUCCCUUGAAAAUACUGCUAAUCUAGAUGAUAAAGUUCCCCAAAGCUUGGCAAUCAAAUCUUGCAUGAGAGACAUGUACCAUUAUGCUCGAAUAUCAGGAACUCAUAUCCUCGAAUGUGUCAUAGAUGCAGCUCUGUCUGCUGUCCGGAGAGAAGGCCUUCAAGAAGCUAGUGAUAUUAUUUCGUUGUUCCCCCUUCUUCAGCCUCUGGUGGCCGUCUUGGGGUGGGAUCUGCUAUCUGGUAAGACAACAGCUCGAAGAAAAUUAAUGCAGCUGAUGUGGACCAGUAAAUCACAGGUACUGAGGUUGGAAGAAUUUCCUAUUUACGGAAAGCACUCUGAUGAGGUAUCAUGUGUGGAGUAUUUGUGCGAUCUCUUGUGCUUUUACCUGGAUCUUGCUUUCUUUGUUGCCUGUGUCAAUUCUGGCAGACCUUGGAGUACAAAAUUUUCAUUGCUCUUUUCUCAGAAGGAUCAGGUUGGAAUGCUAAACAGUUCUGAAGAUUUUGACCCUUUCGUGGAAAAUUUUGUUCUGGAGCGCCUAGCUGUUCAAACUCCAAUGAGGGUCCUGUUUGAUGUAGUUCCAGGCAUAAAAUUUCAAGAUGCUAUUGAGAUCAUUAGCAUGCAGCCUAUUGCUUCAACAUCUGCUGCCUGGAAACGGCUACAAGAUAUUGGGCUCAUGCACAUGCGCUAUGCUCUUGAAUCUGCUGUUCUUGCUCUAGGAGUCAUGGAGCGAGGUCUUGGCGAAGCAAAUGAAGCUCAAUUCCAUAGAGCUGUAUGUUAUUUGAAAGACCUGCGGAGUCACAUAGAAGCUGUUGGAAGCACUCCCCGGAAGGUCUUUAUAAUCAGCAUUCUCAUUUCACUUUUGCAUAUGGAUGAGAUAUCAGUUGAUUCGACAAAUUGCCCCUCUUCCCAAUACUCUAGUGCUUCUUGUGAACAGUCUAAUUCCAGUAGUUCAUCUGAAGGUGGAAGCAAGUUAGUGGUUACUUUUAUUGAUCUGUUACUUGAUAUAUUGCACCAAAAUCUUCCAGAACUAGAGCAGAUGGUUGAUAAUAGCGUCACGGCUGUGGCUAGACAAGCCUUACAAUGGAGAGUUUCCAAUGCAAAGCAUUUCAUCGAGGAUUGGAAAUGGCGCCUAUCUGUUUUGCAGCGCCUUCAGCCCUUAUCUGAACACUCAUGGAAUUGGAGACAAGCAUUGACUAUUCUACGUGCAGCGCCUUCUAAAUUGUUGAAUCUUUGCAUGCAAAGAGCAAAGUAUGAUAUUGGUGAAGAGGCUGUCCAGAGGUUUUCAUUACCUCCUGAGGAUAAAGCGGCACUUGAACUUGCUGAAUGGGUGGCUGGUGCUUUCAGAAGAGUUUCGGUCGAAGAUGCUGUAUCUCGUGUUGCAGAGGGAACUCCAAAUGCUGUUAAAGAACUAGAUGUUUCAUCUUUUCGUGCUCAACUAGGUCCUUUACCUGCAAUUCUUCUUUGCAUUGAUGCUGCCGCAACCUCUGCCCAAUCUGUAGACAUGUGUACAUUUCUUCUAAACCAGGGUAGGGUUAUGCUAUCAGAAAUCUAUCCUGGAAGCACUCCAAAGAUCGGUUCUGGUUAUUGGGAUCAGCUUCAUGAAGUUGCUAUUAUAUCCGUGACAAGGCGCAUCCUCCAACAUCUGCAUGAUCUAUUGGAGCAGGAGGAAGCUACAAUCAUUCAGAAAAUGCUUAUUGAGGAAAUGGUUGUCUCUCCAUCAAAUGAACAAACCCGACAAGGACAAAGACAUCGCGCUUUGGUGAUUUUACACCAGAUGAUUGAUGAUGCUCAUAGAGGAAAACGACAGUUCUUGAGUGGAAAGCUUCAUAAUCUUGCACGAGCUGUAGCUGAUGAAGAUGCAGACAAUAACUAUUUAAGGGGGGAAGGUUUCAAUUCUGAGAAGAAAGCUAGUUUGAAUUUUGAAAAAGGUGUAGUUUUUGGGCUUGGUCUCAAAGUUCCAAAACCAGUUUCUUUAAAUUCUUCAUCUGCUGAAAGUAGUGGCGAACUUGCUGGUCAUGAUGUGAAGUAUCCAGGGAAAAAGCUUUUUGGCCCAUUAACAUCAAAGCCAUCUACAUAUCUCUCGUCUUUCAUAAUCUACAUAGCAACAAUUGGUGACGUCGUUGAUGGGAUCGAUACGACUCAUGAUUUCAAUUUCUUCUCUCUUAUAUAUGAAUGGCCAAAAGAUCUUAUAACUCGCCUGGUGUUUGAACGGGGAAGCAUUGAUGCUGCUGGGAAGGUGGCUGAUAUUAUGUGUGCUGAUUUUGUGCAUGAAGUAAUUACAGCUUGUGUACCCCCUGUUUUACCUCCGAAAUUAGGUCAUGGCUGGGCUUGCAUUCCUGUUAUACCUCCCUUUUCCAGGAUGAGUUCAGAAAAUAAAAUCCCUUCAACUAAGGGAAGUCCAUGCAGCUCAUUUUCCACAGUCCCUGGAAACUCUCUUUACUCUCUUCAGCUAAAUAUAGUAAAACAUCUGGGUAAAUUGUCUCCAGUAAGAGCUGUUUUGGCAUGUGUUUUUGGGAGUAGCAUACUCUCUAGUUCUGCAGAAUUAUCUGCUUCUAGUUCUUCAAAUGAUGGAUUGAUGCAAGCACCUGAUGCUGAAAGGCUAUUUUAUGAAUUUGCACUAGACCAGUCAGAGAGGUUUCCAACAUUGAACCGAUGGAUACAAAUGCAAUCUAACCUUCAUAGAGUAUCAGAAUCUACUAUGGCAAAAAGUGAUAGUGAUGUUUCUACAACUAAACCUGAGGUAAAGAAUUCUGUCAAACGAUUUCGUGAAUCUGAAAGUGACACCGAGUCAGAAGUUGGUGAUUUGGUUGGUAGUGGUCAUGCCUCAUCGACUUUGGGAGAGUUCAAUGCCCAGGGCAACUUGGUUUCUGACUCAUGCCAAGGUUCUCCUAGAUCUGACAAAGUUGAAAUUGAUCACACAGUUUAUAUUUCAUUUGAUUGGGAGAAUGAAGGACCAUAUGAGAAUGCUGUUGAGAGGCUAAUUAAUGAAGGAAAACUCAUGGAUGCCCUUGCUUUGUCUGAUCGUUGUUUGCGUGAUGGUGCUUCUGACCGAUUGCUUCAAUUACUUAUUGAACAGGAUGAUGAGAAUAAUCCAAUCACUGGACAUCCUUAUGGUUAUGGAACUCGAAAUUUUGCUAGUAACAGUUGGCAAUACUGUAUUCGCUUGAAGGAUAAACAGCUUGCUGCUAAGCUUGCUCUCACAUUUCUGCAUAGAUGGGAACUAGAUGCUGCGAUGGAUGUUCUUACUAUGUGCAAUUGUCAUCUACCACAAAGUGAUCCGUUGAAAACUGAGGUCAUGCAAAUGCGUCAAUCUUUACAGAGAUACAAUCAUAUUUUAAGUGCUGAUGACCACUAUAGCUGUUGGCAAGAGGUUGAAGCCGAGUGUAAUGAAGACCCUGAAGGUUUAGCUCUUAGGUUAGCUGGCAAAGGUGCGGUCUCUGCUGCAUUGGAAGUUGCUGAGAGUGCAUCAUUAUCCCUUGAUUUGAGGAGAGAACUACAAGGUCGGCAACUAGUUAAAUUGCUCACCACAGACCCCCUUAGUGGCGGAGGUCCUGCCGAGGCGUCACGAUUCCUUUCCUCUUUACGUGACUCUGAUGAUGCUCUACCUGUUGCUAUUGGAGCUAUGCAACUAUUACCUGACUUGCGCUCAAAGCAGCUUCUUGUGCACUUUUUUCUGAAGAGGAGAGUUAGUAACUUAUCUGAUGCUGAGGUUACACGUCUUAACUCUUGGGCUUUGGGUCUUCGAGUGUUAGCUUUAUUGCCUUUGCCCUCGCAGCAACGUUGUUCUGCUUUGCAUGAGCACCCACAUUUGAUUCUGGAAGUUCUAUUGAUGAUGAAGCAGCUGCAAUCUGCGGCCCUGAUUCUGAAAGAGUUUCCAUCCUUGAGGAAUGAUGAUCUAAUACUGUCAUAUGCUGCCAAAGCAAUUGCUGUCAAUAUGAAUUCUGCCCCGCGAGAACCCAGGAUAUCUAUUUCUGCAUCCAGGCCUAAGCAGAAAACAAGAUCCGGCAUGCCAUCUAGGUCAAACUUUACACAAAGCAUUGGAAAUCUGCAGAAAGAGGCUCGCAGAGCAUUUUCAUGGGCCCCUCGUGAUACUGGAAAUAAGACUGCUCCAAAAGAUGCUCAUCGCAAAAGAAAGAGUUCGGGAUGGAUGCAAUCUGAAAGAGGUUCAUGGGAAGCAAUGUCUGGCAUCCAAGAGGAACGUAUCUCAGCCUACUCUGCUGAUGGCCAAGAGCGACUUCCAUUUGUAUCGAUUGCUGAGGAGUGGGUACUUACUGGAGAUUCAAAUAAAGACAAUGCAGUUCGCCUGUCUCAUAGAUAUGAAACUGCUCCUGACAUUACAGUCUUUAAGGCCUUGCUUUCAUUGUGUUCUGAUGAGUUAACUUCUGCGAAAGGUGCUCUUCAACUAUGUGUUAGUCAGAUGAAGAAUGUACUUAGCUCCCAAUAUUUGCCUUUGCAUGCAUCUACGGAAACACUGGGUCGUGCUUAUUAUGCAACUGAAAUUUAUGUGCAGGGAUUGGCUACGGUGAAAAGUCAGCUGAGGAAACUUGCUGGGACUGGUGAAUUAUUGGGCAAUUCAGAGAGAAGCAGGGAUGCUGAUGACUCAUCUACAGAUACUGGCAUCUCUAGUGUCAGUAGUCACUAUUCAGAUGAGCUGUCUGAAUUUCUGGCGCAAUCGGAGAUCUGGUUGGGGCGUGCCGAGCUUCUCCAGAGUCUUCUUGGUUCUGGAAUUGUUGCUUCCCUUGAUGAUAUUUCUGAUAAAGAAUCUGCUGCCCGUCUACGUGAUAGAUUAAUUGAAGAUGAAAGAUACAGCAUGGCCAUUUAUACUUGUAAGAAAUGCAAGAUUGAUGCUUUUCCUGUUUGGAACUCAUGGGGUCAUGCCUUGAUUCGUAUGGAACACUAUGCUCAAGCUCGUGUAAAAUUUAAGCAAGCUCUUCAGUUAUACAAAGGAGAUCCUGGCCCUGUUGUUCUGGAGAUAAUCAAUACUGUUGAGGGUGGUCCUCCAGCUGACGUUGCAGCUGUAAGGUCCAUGUAUGAACAUUUGGCAAAAAGCGCUCCAACAAUCUUAGAUGAUUCUCUUUCUGCUGAUGCUUACCUUAAUGUGUUGUACAUGCCAUCUACAUUUCCACGAUCUGAAAGGUCUAGGAGGUUUCAAGAAGCUGCAAAUUAUAAGGCUAUGCUAUCAGGUUCAGGUUUAGGUUUUGAUGAUGGCCCUCGCAGCAACCUUGACAAUGUUCGAUAUAUUGAAUGCAUUCAUUAUUUACAAGAAUAUGCUCGCCCACAGAUUCUUGCUUUCAUGUUCAGGCAUGGCCACUAUACUGACGCUUGCUUGCUAUUCUUUCCACUGAAUGCAAUACCAUCACCUCCUCAACCAGCAUCACAUGGAGCAGCAACUCCUACUCAACGCCCUGAUCUCUUGGCUACUGACUAUGGAACAAUUGAUGAUUUAUGUGACUUCUGUGUGGGUUACGGGGCCAUGUCUGUUCUGGGAGAUAUAAUAUCUGAGAGAAAAGCAUCAUCUGCAUCACAGGAUGCAACUGUCAUCCAGUAUACAAAUGCUGCUCUUGGCCGUAUAUGCAAUUACUGUGAAACACAUCGUCAUUUCAAUUAUCUUUAUAAGUUUCAGGUCAUAAAGGGCGAUCAUGUCGCUGCUGGUCUUUGCUGUAUUCAAUUAUUCAUGAAUUCUUGCGCACAGGAGGAGGCUGUGAAACAUUUGGAGCAUGCAAAGGUCCAUUUUGAAGAAGGGUUAUCAGCAAGGCACAGGGCAGGGGAAACAACAAAAUUGGUGUCCAAGAGUCGCAGUAAGAGUGCCUCAGAAAAACUUAGUGAGGAGGGGCUUGUCAAGUUCUCAGCUCGGGUAGCCAUACAGGUUGAUGUAGUGAAAGCAUUUAAUGAUAUUGACGGGCCGCAGUGGAAUCAUUCUCUUUUUGGAAAUCCAAAUGAUCCUGAAACUUUUAGGCGACGGUGCAAGGUUGCAGAAACCCUCUCUGAGAAGCAUUUUGACCUGGCAUUCCAAGUAAUAUAUGAGUUUAACCUUCCUGCUGUUGAUAUCUACGCUGGUGUAGCAGCAUCUCUCGCAGAGAGGAAAAAAGGCAGUCAGUUAACAGAGUUCCUGAGAAACAUUAAAGGCACAAUUGAUGAAGAUGACUGGGACCAGGUGCUAGGUGCCGCAAUUAAUGUGUAUGCCAAUAAACACAAGGAACGGCCUGACCGGCUAAUCGACAUGUUGACCAGCAGCCACAGGAAAGUAUUGGCUUGUGUCAUCUGUGGACGUCUGAAGACUGCCUUCCAAAUAGCAUCCAGAAGUGGAAGUGUUGCUGAUGUUCAAUAUGUCGCCCAUCAGGCACUCCAUGCAAAUGCACUCCCUGUCCUUGAUAUGUGCAAGCAAUGGUUGGCUCAAUACAUGUAGUUUGGCACCGGAACCAGCACCGGCACCGGCACCGGCACUCUCAACAUCCUCGGAUAUUGGAGUUUAAUCCAAUCUUAAGCUGGGCAUUAGUUGAUGAGAAAUAGGAACACAGGAGAAGCCGUGGCACAAGCCCCAAGCUGAAUUCUGCAACAUAUUGUUGUCCGAUAGAAACUUCAAUGCGCGACUGUUCAUGAUCAUGAGGGGCAAGCAAAAUCUUCGGCUGAAAUGCGAGGUGUCAUUGCAAUGCCCUUCAUAUUUCAUUCCGUGGAGGUAUCAACAGGAUAACAAGACUUCGGGGCAUGAACAAUUUUAAGUUAUUCCUUGUACAAAAGUGCCCUUUUCUUCUGCUUCUGCCUUUUGUUUAUCCAUAAUGUCUUGUAGGCUUGUAGAUUUGCAUUGUUUAGUAUCAUAUGAGAGAGAGAGAGAGAGAGAGAGAGAGAGAGAGAGAGAGAGAGAGAGAUGGUUGUUUCAUGCAAUGAA
Molecule: messenger RNA, 7914 nt
Organism: Dioscorea cayenensis subsp. rotundata (Guinea yam)
Lineage: Eukaryota; Viridiplantae; Streptophyta; Magnoliopsida; Dioscoreales; Dioscoreaceae
Exons: 37
Coding region: 1-7434 (2477 amino acids)
Source: RefSeq, a predicted model, not a curated record